Medioppia subpectinata is the source of this 711-nucleotide messenger RNA. NCBI's taxonomy places the organism in Eukaryota, Metazoa, Arthropoda, Arachnida, Sarcoptiformes, Oppiidae. The record is from the annotation of a GenBank genome assembly.
GGCACAAUUAGCGAGGGAGAUAUAGUGUCGUAUAAGGAUAGAGAUAAGGAUACGGAUCAAACCAAAAGCAUGACGAGUGAUGAAGAUUUGUGGCCGAAUGGCAUUAUACCCUUCAUGUUUCAUAAAUCUAUUGAUAAGGAUAACAAAGAGUUAAUAACAGAAGCGAUCAAACAUUGGGAGGAAAACACAUGCAUUCGCUUUCGACGCAAGAAUUCAAAAGAUGUUAAUUUUGUCCGCUUUAGAGGCGAUACUUCCGGUUGCUGGUCUUCGGUUGGCCGACAAUACGAGAAGAUCGGUCCACAGGAUAUUAGUUUGGGUUCCGGUUGUUUCAAAGUAAUAUUAGCUAAUUUGGUCACUCCGGCCAAACCCGAGGUGGGCUUACAAUAUGAAGAUACACGCAAUGAAGGCGAUGUAUACGACUAUAAAUCUAUAAUGCAUUACCCGGCUUGGGCUUUUAGCAAAAGUCCACUCAGUAAAAGUGUACUCGUGGCCAAACAUCCAUUUAAUCAGUAUCUUAUUGAUGAGGAUAAGGAAUCGUUAAGUUUUAGAGGCGUUAGUGGAGUUGUUUGCGAAUCUGUUGACGAAACGAAGAAAUUGGAUAAUAUUGAGCCUAAAUGUGGUGGAAAUAUAACACAAGAAGGGGUGCAUCACCCUCAAAGACACCAAUUUCUCAAUAGGAAAAGCAGCAGUCACAGUGAUCAUAUAGCUUAA